Molecule: messenger RNA, 527 nt
Organism: Cicer arietinum (chickpea)
Lineage: Eukaryota; Viridiplantae; Streptophyta; Magnoliopsida; Fabales; Fabaceae
Source: RefSeq, a predicted model, not a curated record
GAUAAUUAAUUGGUAAUCCAUCAAUUCAGUUCCCUAUACAAAGUGAUUUAUUUUGGUGGAACUCAGAAGGAUUAAGAAAGAAGUAGAGAUCGAUCGAUCAAGCUAGAAUGGAACAUGGGAACGUGUACAACUCAUAUGGAACUUCUUGGGCAGAUCAGUGGGACAAUGGUCCGGACCCUAUUAUGGUUGGUUCCAACAACAAGAGCAACACAACAAAGUACAAGGAGAAGUUUGGAGAAGGUUUAGGUAAGACCAAAGGAGUGGCAUCCACUGGCAUCAAGAAGUUAAAGGAUGGUACCUCCGUUGGUCUUCACUGGAUCAAAACCAAGUAUUCCAAAGCCACCCACAAACAUUGAUUGAAAUUUUUAAAUAUAAUUAACGUCUUUUGUGUAGAUUAAUUGGUUGAAAACUAUUAUUUAUAUUUUUUAUUUAUUUUCUUUUGAAUUCAUUUAAUUUAUUCUGAGUGUACAUGUACUUACAAUCCAUAUAUAUCAAUUGUUUCCAUGAUUAGAUGGUUUUCUUCCUUA